CACUUCAUCUAUUUUGCUCCGGCUACGCACUUGGGUAGACAUUUUUCUGUCCUCUCAAAGUGAUAUCAUGACUCAUCCCUGCUGGGUUAUUAAGAUGAUUAUUCUCAGUCUGAGUCUGUUGAAUAGUAGCCUCGCCGGUCCUCCCCGUCCCGCUUCUACAUCCAAGUUCAAAGUGUCACAAUUCUCCAAAGGACAGCACUCAGGACUCAAGAGGCCGUGCUCUAUACAAACAGAUGAAAGUGAAACCCAACUGAUAAGAGGGAACUCGUCUGAUACACUACGCUUGGAUUUCAACACUCCACUAUCCGGAGGCUCCAGCUGAAUCAGCUAAGGUUGCCCAAAAAAUAUUUUACCGCGCCUGGAAGGAGAUUAAUCCGGAUAAAACUCUGCGGCAAAUCAUCAAGCAAAUGUUCGCUUCAGAUGAUAAUUUCAU
Puccinia graminis f. sp. tritici CRL 75-36-700-3 is the source of this 433-nucleotide messenger RNA. RefSeq lists its product as uncharacterized. The coding region runs from base 68 to 322 and encodes 84 amino acids. The record is from RefSeq and is a predicted model, not a curated record. Lineage: Eukaryota; Fungi; Basidiomycota; Pucciniomycetes; Pucciniales; Pucciniaceae. The transcript is spliced from 3 exons.